UAAGUACCCCAAGACUCCCUCAUCAACGCAAAAUUGACGAGCUUUCUUGCACGAGAGAUUCAGCGUCAAAAUGCAGCCUUGGCAUUUCAAAGCAUCCCUUCUGCACGUCGUAUCUGCACCUAUGAACAUCUCCAUCCAAUAUCUUCCGAGAUUUGUGGCGACCUCCUCACAGAUGUAAAGGAGAUGGUCAGAGAAUAUAAAAAUUAUCAACGAUUUCAAGCAGAGCGUUUGAAAAAUGUCCUUAAACAGACUGAGCUUGCAAUAGACGUGACGAGAAAUCCUCGCAUGGAACCUAGCUCCGUUUUCAAUUACCCAGAAGAUAUCAACUUCCUUGAACAAUUCGCCAUUCAUUACAAGCAAGGAGUUGGUCUCAGCGAUGAUGCCUACCAGGUAUACCUUAUCAAUGUCUCUAUAAUAUUGAAACGAGCACUCCCAACUCUCGAGGAUGAAUAUGAGAACGUCUGCCCCUGGUCUCUAAUUCUCAAGGUUAACUCGUCCGAUCUCUGUCCACAUGGACCCUUCUGUAAGUACAAGCAGAAGUACAACCUGUCUCAAGUUCCAGCAAAUCAUCCCGGUCCUCCUGAUGGCACUACCCAUAGCGCUGUCGUUGGUUCUUGUCAAGAUGAGUAUGCUGUUCAGCCUGGUGAGACGAAGCCUGAGGGAUGCAAGGUUAAGGGGUACUGUGCACUUCAACACAAGGAAGAUUGUAACAGCAAGGCAGACUGUGAUGCAAUCAUACUUUAUGCAGUGGCUUGUCUUCAUAGGGAUAGACUUUGGGAGUAGUGAGUAGCAUUGAG
Botrytis porri is the source of this 797-nucleotide messenger RNA. RefSeq lists its product as uncharacterized. The transcript is spliced from 2 exons. The coding region runs from base 184 to 783 and encodes 199 amino acids. The record is from RefSeq and is a predicted model, not a curated record. Lineage: Eukaryota; Fungi; Ascomycota; Leotiomycetes; Helotiales; Sclerotiniaceae.